Ruditapes philippinarum (Manila clam) is the source of this 1409-nucleotide messenger RNA. RefSeq names its product glycoprotein-N-acetylgalactosamine 3-beta-galactosyltransferase 1-like. The record is from RefSeq and is a predicted model, not a curated record. Gene Ontology annotation, molecular function: N-acetylgalactosaminide beta-1,3-galactosyltransferase activity. The transcript is spliced from 4 exons. The coding region runs from base 59 to 1099 and encodes 346 amino acids. Gene Ontology annotation, cellular component: membrane. NCBI's taxonomy places the organism in Eukaryota, Metazoa, Mollusca, Bivalvia, Venerida, Veneridae.
UUACUUUAAUUUUAACUGAUUAUAAGUUUAUUCUUUCUGUAAUAUAUUUUCAGUUCCAAUGCAGAAUGCAACUUUCAACUUUGUGUUGGGUUUGUCGGUCGGCCUCGUGUUUGCAUUCCUUGCAGUGUCUUACAUGUCAGGGCCGUCGAGCAUUUCCAUACACACACCACGUCGAAUACCGGUUGAAGAAGCCAGCAAAUUUAACAACGUGCACGAUUCUGUCUUGACACAUGAAGAUCUAGAUAAGAUUCAACAAAUCGUGCGUCCAGUCCAGUUCCAAGAUGCUCACGCUCAUCAUGAUGACGACAAAGAAGCGGUGGAUUUAAAAAAGAAAAUCCGGGUCCUUUGUUGGGUAAUGACCAGUCCAAAAAACUUACAGAAGAAAGCUAUUCACGUCAGAAAUACUUGGGCUCAUCGGUGUAACAAACUUAUUUUUAUUAGUUCAGAAACGAACACAAGUUUUCCCACUAUAGGAAUAGAUGUCCCCGAAGGAAGAGAUCAUUUGACUGGUAAAACGAUGAAAGCGUUUAGAUACAUUUUUGAGAAUCAUUUUAAUGAGGCAGACUGGUUUAUGAAAGCAGACGAUGAUACCUACGUCAUUUUAGAAAAUUUACGUUACUUCCUUUCUAGUCAAAAUAAAGACGAUCCAAUUUAUUUUGGACAUCAUUUUAAACCUAUAGUGAAGCAAGGUUACUUUAGUGGGGGUGCCGGAUAUGUUCUUAGCAAACAGGCAUUGAUGCGAUUUGGCGCGCGCGGGAAUGAUUCAAAAAUAUGUCGCCAAGAUGGCGGCGCAGAAGAUGCAGAAAUCGGCAAAUGUAUGCAGAAUUUAGAAGUGAAAGUUGGAAAUUCUACGGAUAAGCUUGGAAGAAGUAGAUUUCAUUGUUUUGAUCCGGAAACCCAUUUAAGAGGAGGGUAUCCUGACUGGUACUAUAAAUAUGAUGCUCAUGGUGCUAAAAAGGGGAGAGAAAGUAUAAGCGAUUACGCAAUCUCAUUUCACUAUGUUCCGCCAGCAAAAAUGUACAGCCUCGAAUUCUAUGUUUAUCAUCUUCGACCAUACGGAAUAAAUUCCGGACACCAGGAUUUAAACAAGGACAUUUAACAUGUGAUAAUUUAUUUGUAAUAAAUCCACAAUAUUACAUUAUUAUACUAUCUAUACCUUACAUACAUGUGUUCCAUCUAAAGUUAACCAAAUGCAGUGGCCAUUUGAAUGAUGUUAUAUUCAAGAUGACGUCAGCAUUCCAAAAGUGACCGCCUUCGGACAACUAAACUGUUGCUUUAUUUCAUAAAACGUGCAUUAUAAUAAUAAUAAUAAAUUUUACUUUGAGCUUUUAGCUCAACUUUUCGAAAAUUUUGAGCUCUUGCUACAGUUAUCUUAUCGUUGCCGUUGUCUUUUGGCCAUUAUUGUUUUA